Messenger RNA from Suillus clintonianus, 3105 nucleotides. Its product is annotated as ARM repeat-containing protein. The record is from RefSeq and is a predicted model, not a curated record. Gene Ontology annotation, biological process: iron-sulfur cluster assembly. NCBI's taxonomy places the organism in Eukaryota, Fungi, Basidiomycota, Agaricomycetes, Boletales, Suillaceae. Gene Ontology annotation, cellular component: cytosolic [4Fe-4S] assembly targeting complex. The transcript has 21 exons. The coding region runs from base 1 to 3105 and encodes 1034 amino acids.
AUGGCUACAGCGGAGCGCUUGGUUCGCUCUUGGAUGGCAUCAGAGAAGGACUCUGAGGUCGACGAGAGCGUUGCUGGAAUAUCAAGUGGACAGUUAACUUUGUUGGAUAUUAUAAGGGCUCUUGGUGAAUUCUUAACAUCUGAGGAAGAUCGCUUGCGGACGAAAGGUGUCGAGUUUCUCUCGUCUGUUCUUGGACGAUGCCCACACGAAAGGCUCAAUCGCCAAGCUGUCCGGGUGCUCACCACUUUCUACUGCAGCAAGCUUGAAGAUCUUGAGACCAUCAUCCCUGCACUCAAUGGUCUCUCUUACCUUGUCAAGUUCCCUAACAUACAGUCGACUGAGGUGAAGGAUAUUCUCAACGCUAUAUUCGCCAAUGUCAAAAUGAGAGCCCUUGUGCAGUCCACUCGCUUCUUCGUCUUCUCAGUCGUUGAUUCCUUGAUCACCGGUCAUCGAGAUACCCUCAAGGAGAUGGGAAAUACUUUCCUUGCGGGAUACGUUAACCUUGCAGUUGGAGAGAAAGACCCUCGAAAUCUUAUGUUGGCAUUUGCCAUCGCUCGAGUCGUACUUGUGGAAUUCGAUACUUCUUCUCAUACUGAGGAUUUCUUUGAUAUAACGUUCUGCUACUUUCCUAUCACCUUCCGGCCACCACCCGAUGAUCCCUAUGGCAUCAGUGCAGACGAUCUGAAGCAAUCUCUUCGACUCUGUCUGAGCGCAACUCCAGCCUUCGGUCUACUUGGAAUUCCAGUCUUUCUUGAAAAGCUCACUGCUGGAUCACCCUCAACCAAGCGAGACACUCUUCAUGCAAUGGCCAUUUGUCUUCCGGUCUACGGAUCUGCUGUGUCGCACGAGUUUGGGAAGAAGAUGUGGAGCUCUCUCAAACUUGAAAUUUUCCAACCGACUGAUCCAGAUACCGAACAAUCAGCCCUUGAUACACUUCAGGUCCUUGUUAGAACCAUUCAUGCCGAUAAAUCUCAAGACGCAGUAAGCGAGGACUCUAUCACGGGCCUCGCACGAGACAUGUGUAACGAGUGCAUGCAAGCGUUGAAAGAGCCCGAGAAAGCCCAAGCAAGAGCCGCAAUGAAGGUUAUAUGUGCCUUUGCAGGAGCUGAUACACCGCUUUCUAGUUUUGCAGUCUCGCGAGCCGCUGAGCUCCUCAUCAGAAGUUUCCAUGACCCAGAUGAGGUGUCAAACCGGGCACCAGUGGUUAUGUUACUCACGGAGUUGAUCGACGCCUGCCGGGGUGACGCCACGCAUGCCUCCGUUCCUCAGUCUUCUAGCCCAUCGUCUUCCCCACUCAUUGAUUCGAAGGAUGCCCUCCUUGGUCUCCUCAUUGUCAGCCUGAAAGCACCUGCGACAUGCCUGCCAGCGCUGCACGGUAUAACCGCACUUGUGCGCACUCCCAAUGUAGUAGCUGAUGAUGAGCUUGGAUACAUAGUGCUUGAGGUAAGCGAGCUGCUACGCAAGGAGGCUGACGAAGUAGAAGAUGUGACCAUGGACACCCUUGCCCUCCUUUCUGUCAUCGCUGGCAUUGCGCCGCACCAUCUAUCGUCGCAGACGCUCCCGAUCCUUUUUUCCUCCCUCCCAGAUGUUACUCCAUCUAGGGAUGCCACUGUGCAGCGCGCAUUAUACUGGCGGGCCCUUUCGUCACUCAGUGCCCUUUGUGUGCAACCACAACUUUUCGAGAUCCUAGUUGUCAGGCUCAUCGCUAAACUUGACCUCCUCUGCGCAAUCUCGCCAACUCGGACAAUUGAACAGGAGAGCACAGCUGCGUAUGCCCAUGCAAUUCUCACCGCACUCGCAAAUACACUCGAUGCCAAAGUCUCUUCGAAAGACGUAGAUGUACCCAAGUACGCCGAGCAGUUAUUGCCGCACAUGUUCAAAUUGUACUUGGAUGCCGCCCUAGCAAGCUCGGAGGUGGUGGCUGUCGCUGCAGAUCCAAGGCUAUUGCAAGUUGGGGCGAGGAUUAUCAGGCUUGUGAGUCAGACCUUGAACACUGCACGGCAAGAGAAACUUGUUGCUGCUGUGUUUGCCGCCUACACGCAAGGUGACGUGAAGCUGAUCACUAGCGGUCUCUUAAACUCGACCACAUCAUUCGCACCUCUCCAUUUCAACGCCAGUCCCCGACAACGGAACAGUUUCACUCUUUUCUCUUCUACCAUUGUCUCAUUACGCAAGGAGGUCCGCAUGCCUGUCGACAACUUAUCCACUUUCCUCUCCGAACUGGUCGCAUGGAGUGACAACCCAUCUAGUACAGUAUUCCAACGAGAAGCUGUAUUGCAUGUUCUCGCGUCCAUUGUCAACAAACAUGUUGACGAUGCACCUGACUUUCUGUCAUCCCAGCUGGAGAGCUACUCGUUAUCAACGCUUAAAAACACGAAUAUCCCGACGGAAGCACGAAAAAACGCGAUCAGCACCUGGGUUUCCGUCACAAGGGCGCUCCUUGUGCGCUCACAUCCCUCCGCAAACGCAUUUAUUGACCACUUGUUCGAGCUUUUGGACGACAGCACAGUCAAUUGGGACGCGGCACGAGCGAUUGGCUUGCUUGCAAGCGAAGAUACCGUAUUGACGAAGCGCAAUAAUGCCGUUCUCAGGAUCCUACAUGUGCAGAAGUACUUCAACGCAGUGAUGCCCCGGUUGCUAGAAGGAGCCAAGGGGUCACGAACAGAUACUGCAUAUUUGGUUGCUUUGGCGUACCUCAUCAAUGCUGUACCGAAGGCGGUCUACGUUACCCAGAUGCCCUCACUCAUGCCUAUUCUACUACGCGGACUCGACCUCGUUGACCCAUCCAUUCGUUCACACAUUAUUAACACACUAUCAAACAAUAUUGACAUUACAUCCGCUGAUAAGGAUGCUGUCUCGAUGUAUGCGUCGACUCUGGUGCUUGCCAUGCUUAAAAAUAGCAUGUAUUUGGAAAUGCCAGAUCCUGGAGUACGCGCAGCGGCGCUCAAAUACUUGGCAUUGCUGCCAGGCACUGUACGAUAUGAUUUACUGCAUCCUUAUAAGACGCGUGUAUUGAAGGAGUUGGCAACGAUUUUGGAUGACCCUAAGCGUGCGGUGAGGAAGGAGGCGGUUAUCGCAAGGACGAACUGGUCAGUUUCUGUGUGA